Molecule: messenger RNA, 1350 nt
Organism: Fonsecaea multimorphosa CBS 102226
Lineage: Eukaryota; Fungi; Ascomycota; Eurotiomycetes; Chaetothyriales; Herpotrichiellaceae
Exons: 3
Coding region: 1-1350 (449 amino acids)
Cellular component (GO): nucleus
Source: RefSeq, a predicted model, not a curated record
AUGCCCGCGAAAAAGCGCAAAGCCUCGUCAAACUCGUCUAGCACUCGAGCCAAGAAAGUCCGCAUCGGCGGCACCUCUGACAUUCCUGACCAACCUCAACCCAGCACGGUCUCGCCCGCGGGCCGGCCCAAGAGGACCUCUGUUAGUGAACCCAAGUACAAUUUCACCAGGCGCCGCAACUCAUCUGGCACUCUGCAGAAUGCUACUGCGGCCUCGGCUGGCGGCGGCGGUGGUGGUGGCAUAAAAAGUGAUGAGCCCGUGGUGAAGAAGAAGCGUGGAAGACCAUCCAAGGCUGAGGCUGCUGCUGCAUCCCCGGCACCCACACAAGAGGUCAAGUCCAAGCCGGCGAAAUCAAGUGUGAAGAAAGCUACAACCUCGACUGCGUCCAAGUCCGCCACCGCCACUCUCUCCGCGCAGAGACAUCGUGCAGCGUCGCGCAAGUCCUCUGCGAGAAUCUCUGUUCCACCACCGACAGUCCCCAAGCGCGGCAGAAAGCCAAAAGUCGCACCCAAGGCGAAAAAUGCGUCGUCAGAGUCAGAGUCUGUAGACGCAACUCUUCCGCACGGACAAACACUCACAGCGGUCAACGGUGAGGGGAACAAGUCUGGCGACCUCGUGACGCUUGAUCAUGACAUACAAUACUGGUUGAUGAAGGCUGAACCGGAAUCUCGAAUCGAGAAGGGGCACGACGUCAAAUUCUCGAUCGACGAUCUAGCUGCUAAGACGGAGCCCGAAGGUUGGGAUGGUGUACGCAACCCAGUGGCCCGGAACAACAUGCGGGCAAUGCGUAAGGGCGACUUGGCAUUCUUCUAUCAUUCUAACUGCGCUGUCCCCGGCAUUGCAGGUGUCAUGCGGAUCGUCGGCGAACAUACCGUUGAUGAAUCUGCCUUUGACCCCGGCCAUCCUUACUUUGACCCAAAGUCCGACCGCGCAAAGCCCAAGUGGGAAUUGGUCCACGUCGAAUUUGUCAAGAAGUUUGAUAACCUCAUCACGCUCAAGGAGCUGAAGUCCUUCGCGAAGCCCGGUGGAGCUUUGGAAAACAUGCAAACGUUCAGGCAGAGUCGGCUCAGUGUCUCGGCGGUCUCGCCUGAGGAAUGGAGGUUCAUUCUCGAUCUGGCUGGGGAGUCGGCUUCUCUGGGACAUGGAGAUAUCAUGGGCGGCUACGAAUCGGAAGUUGACGGCGAAGGCGAGGAGACUGCGGCCACCAGCGACGGCGACGGGCUCAAUGGACUUUCCGAAGGAGCUUCCGGUGCAGAAACUACAGGUGCUAUCGAAAUUGACAUCCUGUUGCAACAGGCGCCCCAGAAGAGCAGUGACUCGGAGACUGUCGACAGUGCUGGAGAAGUGUGA